Cokeromyces recurvatus is the source of this 5243-nucleotide messenger RNA. Its product is annotated as dicer-2 protein. The coding region runs from base 13 to 5022 and encodes 1669 amino acids. NCBI's taxonomy places the organism in Eukaryota, Fungi, Mucoromycota, Mucoromycetes, Mucorales, Mucoraceae. Gene Ontology annotation, molecular function: ribonuclease III activity; protein binding; RNA binding. The transcript is spliced from 6 exons. Gene Ontology annotation, biological process: RNA processing. The record is from RefSeq and is a predicted model, not a curated record.
CAAAAAAAACAAAUGACAAUAGUAGGAGAGGGAGAUCUAGGUGAUUAUUAUGACCCUACGGUCAAAUAUGUUCCUCUCAAACCUAUAGAGAAUCACAUGAAUGACAUUAAUCCAGAGCGUUUGUCAAAAUACCUUGACCCUGAAUUUAUAAAUGUCAAACCUGACGAUAAAACAAAAGACUCAAGUCAGCUAGAAAUAGAAGAUAAAGAAAAAUUAGAUAUUGAUUUUGAAUUAAGUGAUGAUUCAUUAAAAGAAUUAGAAGAAGAAAAAAUAAAAAUCUCAAUGUUAACACCUCGUGAAUACCAAUAUGCUUUAUACCAAAAAGCUUUAGAAGAAAAUGUCAUUACUGUCCUCGAUACAGGUGCUGGUAAAACUCUUAUUUCAAUCAUGCUCAUUAAGCAAAUGGUAUUAGAAGAGCGACAAGCUCGAUUAACUAGACGUGAGACAAAACUUGCUUUUUUUUUAGUUGAUCGUGUUCCUCUUGUAUUUCAACAAGCUAGUGUAAUUAAAGCAAACUGUGAUGUUCAAGUGGAAGCAAUGUGUGGUGAAAUGGAAGUUGAUGCUUGGUCAGAAAAAAAAUGGAAACAAAUAUUUGAAGAAAAUGAUGUAUGUGUAAUGACUGCACAAAUCUUUUUAGAUACACUUCGUCAUGGUUUUAUUAGUCUUGAUAAGGUUCAUCUGAUGGUUUUUGAUGAAUGUCACCAUGCGACCAAGAAACAUCCUUUCAAUUUGAUUAUGCGAGAAUUUUAUGAUAGAUGUACAACUGAGAAACCAAAAAUAUUUGGUAUGACUGCCUCUCCAAUGAAUGCUUACUCUAGUGUUGAGCAUAGUGUCGCACAACUAGAAAAGAAUCUGGAUGCGCGAGUAUAUACAGCAGCGAAUUUAGAUGAACUUAAUAUCAGUAUUAACAAGCCUACAGAAAUUACACUUGAAUAUCUUCCUGCUCCUCGAUAUGAUGAAACAUCACUGUCAAAACAAAUUAGAGAGAAGAUUGGUUCAAUUCAACGAUAUACACGUUGUUUUGUUAUUACAACAGAUAUACUUAAUUCUCUAGGCCCUUGGUGUAGUGAUUAUAUGUGGAAAAUUAUGCUGACUGAUCUAGAGCGAAAAAUGACAAAUGCAACACAGAAUUUGGAUAGAGAUGCAUUGUUAGAUGAAGAUCUUGCCUUGAAAGAAACUCAUGAAUUCAUUGAUUCUGUUGAAUUUUGUCGCAAUCCAAAUAUCUCUGAUACAAACCUAUUUACACCUAAAAUAGCCCGUUUAAUUAGUGUCUUGAACUUGGUUGUGAAUCGAUUAGCUGAUUUUUGCGGUAUUAUUUUUGUAGAACGAAGACAUACAGCAAUAGCUAUAAAAACUCUUAUUGAAUCAUUAGAUUCUCUUAAAUCUGCAAGAUGUGGUAUUUUAAUUGGGCAUGGGACUUCAGAUGAAGGCGAUAUUCAAAUGUCAUUCAAAGAACAAAAUAAAACCAUCGAAAAAUUUAGAACAGGUGAAUUUAACUUGUUGAUUGCUACUAAUGUUGCUGAGGAAGGUCUUGAUAUUCAACCUUGUAAUGUUGUCAUCCGUUUUGAUUUCUUUCAUACUUUAAUUGGAUAUAUUCAGUCGCGUGGUAGAGCACGACGAAAAGACUCUAAAUAUAUCUUGCUAGUUGAAAAGGGUAAUGCUAGCCAGCAGGGUAUGCUGGGUGAGUUUAGAACUUUAGAAAUGGAUAUGAAGAAUUUCUGUCAAAUGUUGCCAUCAGAAAGAAAUAUAGCUAAUAGAUAUUCAGUUGGUAUGGAUGUUGACUAUGAUUCAGAAGAGGAUUUUGAUUCAGAUGAAGAAAACUAUAUGGAAAGUGCAAUCAUUAUACCAGAGACAGGCGCCACUAUUACUAAACAAAACGCUGUUCCUUUAAUUCACCGUUAUUGUGGCUCUUUACCAUCAGACAGCUUUUGCAUCUUAAACCCCGUCUUCGAAACCAUGAGUACAGGUCAAGGUUAUGUCUGUAAAUUAUAUUUACCAAGUAAUGCUGCCUUUCAAGAAAUGGAAUCGCCUGUUGUCCGUUCAAAGGACCACGCAAAGGCUUUAGUCGCAUUACAAGCAUGUGCGCAGCUUAGAGUUAUGAAUGCCUUGGAUAAGCAUCUAAUGCCUUAUAACUUACGUAAAGAAAUUCUGGGUGAAAUGGCACCACAAUACGAUGAGAAUGGUUAUGUGAUUGGCAGUAGACGUCGCCAUGGUCUAUAUGAAAAAAGGACACCAAAAUUUUGGAAACGAACGUCAGAUAUAGAAGAAGAAGAAGAAAUAAUUGCAGUAGAAGAUAAUCCAGAUCUACUGAAGGCUCAAGCUCAUCAUGUGCCUAUUGUUGAAGAGGCAAGUAUCAACAAAGAAAAAGAAGUAACUGGAACAGAGGCAGGUGUAAAUGACUCAUUUGAAGUAUUGGGAAGAGUAAAUGGAAAUGGUCCAAUCAAAACAUUUGAUCCUAUAGUAAAUGAUGAAGGAAAAGUAUUGAACUCUAUCUUGGACGAUCAGGUAAUACUAAAUGGAAUGCCAGUUCUGACUCCAACAAUUGGUUCUCCUAUUUUGCCCAAUGAGAAUUCUAUUAUACCCAACGAAGCAUCUAGUGUAUCAUUAGAUGAGACAUUUAUUUUACCUAACGGUCAUUCUCAGCUGCUAAAUGGAAAACUAGACGAAAACUCAAAAACAAAAGAAGAUAUAAUUGAGGAGAAAGAAAAAGGAGACACUAAAGAUGAUAACGAAAUUGAUGAACUGAUUGAGACAGAAAAAGAAGAAGAGUUAGGUGAAGGGCCUUUCUCUUGUUGGUUUACUGUUUUAGAAGUAAAAAUGAAUGAUUCAAUUUUUGAAGGUGUGCCUUUGCGUCGUUUAUGUUUAAUAACCAAAAAGCCAUUCCCCUCACUUCCUGAUUUGAAAUUAUUUCAUAAAAGCAUUCCUUUUAUGGUCCAUACUCGUAAUCUUGAAACAGAAAUUAUCUUCAAUAGGGAAAAAAUCAUGUCUCUUUCUAUAUAUAUGUCAAAGCUUUUAUUAUCAUUACUGAAUAAGGAGUUCCAUUGCCCCAUCGUAGAUAUACCUUACUAUAUUGUUCCUCUAGUAUCGAGUUGUGAGAAUACAAUUUUCGAAAACAUCUCGGCUUCUGCUCUUGAAGAAUUAGUUGACUGGAAAGAGAUUGAUAGUGUUAUUCAAUUUACAUCACAUCCAUUUACUUUAGAAAAGGAUAACGAUGCAAUAGAUAGUAUAAUUAUUGAUAAAACAGAUAAUAUGCGUCGUUAUUUUGUAACAAAAGUUCGACACGACCUGAACCCUCUCAGUGAUGUGCCAGAAGGUGCAUAUAUUCGUAACUCUGGUUAUAAAACAUUUGCAGAUUAUUAUAGAGAAGUUAAAUCUAUACAAGAUUUGGAUAUAACUCAACCUUUAUUAGAAGUUAAGAGGCUAAAAAAAGUGAUGAAUUUUCUAUACCCUGGUCAAAUAGAACAGGCCAAGAUGAAAGGCCCCAUUACAACCUAUUGUUUACCUAGCUUAUGUCAAAGAUUUUAUAUGAGUGCUAGUGUCUAUCAAGCCAUGAUGAUCAUUCCUUCAAUUAUGACUCGUAUCGACUCGCUAUUAUUGAUACGAGAAGCUCGAGAAAGAUAUGACUUGCCGAUCGAUGAUGAAUUAAUGUUGGAAGCAUAUACUACACCAUCUGCAAGUAUGGAAAUGGAUUAUGAGCGUCUUGAGACACUUGGUGAUUCAUUGUUAAAGUUUAUUGCUACUAUUCGUUUAUAUAUCAACUUCCCAUUUAGCAAUGAAGGUGAACUUCAUCACCUACGUAUUCGUGUUAUUUGUAAUAGAGCGUUAUAUAGAUCAGCCAAACGUCUCAAAUUUUAUAGAUACAUUACGAGUCAAGCAUUUAAUCGUCGUUACUGGCGUCCUCCAGGCUUUAGAAGUCCUACUGAUAAUGCCGAAACUUUAGGAGGCUUAAACUAUCACAAGUUGUCUGAUAAAACAUUAGCUGAUAUUGUAGAAGCAUCUCUAGGUGCAGCUUAUCUUAGUAAUGGGCUUGAGGGUGGCCUCCAUACUGCUAUUCAACUUCAAAUACCUUUUGACGAAAUUAAGACUUGGUCCGAUUUCAAGCCUACGUUCGAAGAAAGUAGAAAGAAGGUCCCAGCUCGAGCUGAAGUUAGAGCACUUCGAUUAUUAAACCUUCCCAAGAUUACCGAAAUCCUCGGCCGCGAGUUCGAAACGCCCUUAUUAAUUGUUGAAGCCUUAACGCAUGCCAGUUUACCUAAUUCUACUGCUCCCUGUUAUCAACGACUUGAAUUUCUAGGCGAUGCCAUUUUAGAUUUCUUAGUUAUCAGAUAUCUUUAUUCAAAGUAUCCAGAUGCUGAUCCAGGUCUAAUAACUGACUUGAAAGAUUCUUGUGUCAAUAACCAUGUUCUAGGCAUUAUCUGUAUUGAAAUUGGGUUGUAUAAGCAUAUUAUACAUUAUUCAGGAAAACUAAUCAGAGCAAUUGAGCAAACAGUUACUGAAAUCGAGGAAACGAAGAAGAGUGGAGAAGCAGUAGGCGAAUAUUGGAGAGAUUUUAAUAUUCCUAAGGUUUUGUCUGAUGUUGUGGAAAGUAUGUUAGGUGCUACCUUUGUUGAUGCAGGAUUUAGAUUAGAACCUGUCGAAGAAUUAUUUGACAAAUGGUUUUUGCCUAUUUUUAAUAAUCAUGUAACACCUGACUUAAUCAAAAUACAUCCGUUAAGAAAACUUCUCACAGAUUUACAAAGGUUUGGUUGCGAUAGUUUCAUGUUAAGAAAUCAUAGUGUAGGUGAAACUGGACCUGAGAGCCAAAAAUGCGUCAUUUUCCUUCAUGAUAAACCAUUGGCCUGUGGAUCUGAUUGGAAUAUUAAAACUGCACGUCGAUUUGCAGCUAUGAAGGCAAUACAGAGAUUAGAAGAUGAGCCUGAUUUAUUAGAAACUGUAUGUAAUUGUAGAGUAUCAAUGAUUAAAAGAGGUCUACUUGUAGAAGAAAAUCCUAGUAAUGAGUAUGAUGAAGAAGAAGAGGAUUAAAAUCACGUGUUUUUAAAGGGCCGCGCCCUGUUUAAAUUUCUACAUAAAAUUGUUUUCCUUUGCUUUUUUUUUUUUUUUUAUAAAAAGGAUUAUUUUGUAUACAUAACAAACUCCCCACUCAUCCUUAUUUAUUAAUAAUAUGCUUCGUGCUGCUUUUACUGGUUCUGUUUCUCGUAUUGCUGUUCGUUCAGCUAUUCCUGCUGUUCGACCUUUGACAAUGG